This is a messenger RNA of Prorocentrum cordatum, 288 nucleotides long. The record is from the annotation of a GenBank genome assembly. NCBI's taxonomy places the organism in Eukaryota, Dinophyceae, Prorocentrales, Prorocentraceae.
GGCGUCCCCGACGCCGCGCCCGACUUUGGCCCCGACGAGCAGCCCGACGAGCAGCCCGAGCUCGUCCCCGACGCCCAGUCCGACGAGCAGCCCGACAAGCGGCCCGACCUCGCCCCCGACGCCCAGUCCGACGAGCAGCCCGACCCCCAGUCCGUCCUCGUCACCGACGAGCAGCCCGACGAGCAUCCCCACUUCCAGCCCGACCUCGUCCCCGACGCCCAGUCCAACGAGCAGCCCGACGAGCAGCCCGACCUCGCCCCCGACGCCGAGCCCGACGCUGGGCCAGAC